This is a messenger RNA of Chilo suppressalis (striped riceborer), 793 nucleotides long. The record is from the annotation of a GenBank genome assembly. Lineage: Eukaryota; Metazoa; Arthropoda; Insecta; Lepidoptera; Crambidae.
CUACGUGUAUCCUUCCAUGGACGAGCUAGCUAGACAAGUCAACUACGUGCUGGGCCACUUCGGUAUCAAGUCCUUCAUAGGGUUCGGAGUAGGCGCGGGCGCCAACAUCCUCGCACGGUUCGCCCUCACGCAUCCUCAGCAGGUGGACGCUCUAGUGCUGGUGAACUGCACCUCGAACCAGGCGGGGUGGAUCGAGUGGGCGUACCAAAAGUUCAACUCGCGGCUACUGCGCACGCGCGGCAUGACUUACGCUGUGCUAGACUACCUCAUGUGGCACCACUUUGGCAGGAUGCCCGAGGAGCGAAACCAGGACCUGACCCAGAUGUACCGGUCCUACUUCACGCGUAACGUGAACGCCACCAACUUGGCGCUGUUCAUCGACUCGUACGUGCGCCGUGGAGACCUCGCCAUCGGUCGCGAUGCCGACACGCUCAAGGUGCCGGUGCUGAAUAUAACAGGAGCGCUCUCCCCGCACGUGGAGGACACUGUCACCUUUAACAGCCGCUUGAACCCAUCCACUUCCACCUGGAUGAAGCUCUCUGAUUGCGGAUUGCCGCUGGAAGAGCAACCAGAGAAGCUUGCUGAGGCUUUCCGCCUAUUUCUACAAGGGGAAGGAUACGUGGCGCCGUUGUCCCCGACCAAGAUAGUGUUGUACCGGCGACUAUCGGACGCGGGGUUGGGGGCUACCGUGGGGUCGGGAGCUAUAGUGGGAGCGGGGGGGCGUCGUCGCUGUCGGCACUCGCCCAUCAUUCGCAUCACCGAGAACCCUAUACCAGAGGCCGUUGUAUGCUAA